Molecule: messenger RNA, 2655 nt
Organism: Ochlerotatus camptorhynchus
Lineage: Eukaryota; Metazoa; Arthropoda; Insecta; Diptera; Culicidae
Gene: ClC-b
Product: chloride channel protein 7
Exons: 6
Coding region: 130-2403 (757 amino acids)
Biological process (GO): chloride transport; transmembrane transport
Cellular component (GO): lysosomal membrane; intracellular membrane-bounded organelle
Molecular function (GO): voltage-gated chloride channel activity
Source: RefSeq, a predicted model, not a curated record
GUUUAGACUGGAGGAAAUACUCGCGAUUCGUUGCUAAAUUUCCUCGCUGGCGCGUGGAAAUUUGUGCCCGUGUCCAGUUUUGCGAAGUUGUUUCAAAAAUUUCAGAUAAGUUGGGAGGUUUAACUCAAGAUGACGCAGAAAAUGCGACCGCUGGUGGAGUCUUCCGAUGAAGGUGAUAAUAGCGAUAACGAGCUACACCGUCCCUCCGCAAACGGCGAUCUAUCCAUCAACUUGGCGCCGGACGGCGAUGACAGCGCCCUCCAGAAUGGUCCAGUUUUCAGCUUGAAACGACGGAAAGGGGGCCAGUCGCAGUAUGAGAGCCUGGACUACGACGUCUGUGAGAAUGUACUAUGGACCCAGGAGAACCGUAAGAUCGAACAACGCACCACCGUGCGGAAGGACUUUGCCCGGUGGAUCAUCUCGAUGCAGAUCGGUAUCGGGACCGCGCUGGUGGCCUGCGGGAUCAAUAUCGUGAUCGAUCAGUUAUCCUUUCUGAAGUAUUCGUUCCUGAAGCGACAGGUCGAUCAGAACGUGCAGAACGGUGAUCUCAGCAUUCCAUACCUGUACUGGGUGCUGACCAAUGUGGUUCCGGUGAUGAUCGGGGCCACGUUGGUGGCCUAUGUAGAACCGGUGGCGGCCGGUAGUGGAAUUCCGCAGGUCAAAUGCUACUUAAACGGCGUUAAGAUUCCGCGGAUUGUGAGGAUCAAAACGUUGGCUGUGAAGGCGGUCGGUGUGGUUGCUUCCGUAGUUGGUGGACUGGCGGGUGGUAAGGAAGGGCCGAUGAUUCACAGCGGUGCAGUGAUUGCGGCUGGACUUUCCCAAGGAAAAAGUACAACGUUCCGAAGGGAUUUGAAGGUGUUUGAAUAUUUUCGCGAUGAUCACGAGAAGCGAGAUUUUGUAGUCGGAGGAGCGGCAGCGGGUGUGGCAGCGGCCUUCGGUGCGCCAAUCGGAGGUAUUCUCUUUUCUCUGGAGGAGGCGGCUAGUUUCUGGAAUCAAGCCUUGAUUUGGAGGACGUUUUUCGCUUCCAUCAUUAGCUCAUUCACGUUGAACAUCGUGCUCUCUGCAUACCAUGGGCUGAGUAGCUUCCGGUACCGAGGUUUGUUCAAUCUGGGCGAAUUUGAACCGUUGCCUUUCGAAUACUACGAACUUCCGAUCUUCAUCCUGAUGGGUGUGUUUGGUGGAAUGUCCGGAGCGUUUUGGAACAGUAUCAACAACCGGAUGAACAUCUUUCGUGCCCGCUUCAUCAAGUACCGAUGGGCCAGGGUGGUGGAGGCUGCUUUCGUGGCGGCCCUAGGAGCUACCUUUGCUUGUGCAAUGGCCUAUUCGAUCAACGAUUGCCGACCGCUUGGAAACGAUCCGACGGAGACUCCGGUACAGCUGUUCUGCGAAGAUAACGAAUACAAUGCGGCUGCCGCGCUGUGGUUCCAAACUCCGGAGGCAACCGUCAAGGCACUGUUCCACGAUCCUCCCGGAUCGCACAAGAUACUGACGCUGGCUGUGUUUGUCCUGAUCUACUAUCCGUUGUCCUUCGUGACCUAUGGCUUGAGUGUUUCGCUGGGAAUUUUCAUCCCGACGCUGCUCGUCGGAGCGGCCUGGGGACGGUUGACCGCUUCCUUUAUGGUGCUGGCAUUCCCGGGCUCAAGUAUCUUUGUCAAUCCGGGUAAGUAUGCUCUGAUCGGAGCGGCUGCCCAGUUGGGCGGUGUCGUUCGAAUGACACUAAGUUUGAGUGUAAUCCUGCUGGAAACUACGGGAAACAUCGCAUUCGUUCUGCCGAUAAUUCUCACGCUGAUGGCGGCCAAGUGGAGCGGAGAUUACUUCAACGAGGGCGUUUACGAUAACCAAAUCAAAUCGUCCAAGGUUCCGAUGUUGCCGUGGCACGUGGACCCCGCCCUGCAGCAGAACAUUGCCAACGAUAUUAUGAACCAGCCGGUGGUUUGCGUGCGGCGGAUGGAGAAGGUGAACUACAUCAUCGACAUCCUGAAGAAUACCACCCACAAUGGAUUCCCGGUUAUUGAGGACGAUGAAAAUGGAAAUCGUGAAAACGGCAAACUGAUCGGUUUGAUCUUACGAUCGCAGCUGGUGGUAAUUCUAAUGAAAAGCUUGUACAUUGAAACCAAUCGGUAUUGGAAGGAUCUCGUAUCGAUCCAACUGUUCAGAAAGGAAUAUCCGCGUUAUCCCACCAUUGAGGAUCUGAAAAUCAGCGAGGACAAAACCCUCCGUAACUACACCGUCGAUAUGAGCCUCUUCAUGAACCCGUCGCCGUACAGCGUCAACCUGAAGACUUCGGUUCCGCGCAUCUUUCAGCUAUUCCGGGCAUUGGGCUUGCGGCACUUGGUAGUGAUAACGCGGGAGAAUCGUAUUCGCGGCAUCAUCACACGGAAGGACUUCCUUCGGGAGCUGUGAUUGAGUGUGUGACCCCCCACUGGGUAGGAGAAUGUGAUUCUCACUUGUCAUUAAGUCGUUUUAGUGUUUUGAGAGUUGAAUCAUGGCAUCUAUUUGUCCCCAAUGUUGCUUAAGACUGGUUUAAGUGUUAUCCUAAAUGAUGUGCCGAUUGACGCGCGGAUCGCGAAGUUUGCUAUAUUUUACGAAUAAUUACGAGAUUGAAUUCGAAUCGAUUCGUUUUAUGGAAUCAACAGAAGUGAAAAUAAAUAAGAA